This is a messenger RNA of Vicia villosa (hairy vetch), 447 nucleotides long. RefSeq lists its product as uncharacterized. NCBI's taxonomy places the organism in Eukaryota, Viridiplantae, Streptophyta, Magnoliopsida, Fabales, Fabaceae. Bases 1 to 447 code for a protein of 148 amino acids. The record is from RefSeq and is a predicted model, not a curated record. The transcript has 2 exons.
AUGGAUGGUGGUGUUAUGACAUCUCAGAAGGACAUUGCUAAUGAGGUCCUUGACUAUUAUGGCAACCUUAUGGGGAAAGAUAGUGAUAGUCUUCACCAUAUUGAUAUUGAGGCACGCAGAAGAGAUGACAUGGUUGAUGCUGUAAUGGAAUUCUUUGAUCAGGGAAGACUGUACAGAGCUUUUAGUCAAAUUAUGGUAACCUUGAUUCCCAGUACUGAUGUUGCCAAGUAUGCGAAGGACCAUAGGCCUAUUGCAAGAUGCACCACUUUCUACAAAAUCAUUUCAAAGAUCCUAACUUCCGGGAUAGGGAAAAUUCUUCCUAGUAUCAUCAGUCUUUCUCAAUUUGCAUUUGUACCUGGACAGAUUAACCAUAAUCACAUCAUGCUGGCAUAUAAGCUCCUUAAAAGUUAUACUAGGAAAGGAGGGACACCAAGGUGCAUGAUGUAG